This is a messenger RNA of Choloepus didactylus (southern two-toed sloth), 1342 nucleotides long. RefSeq names its product tropomyosin alpha-3 chain-like. Gene Ontology annotation, molecular function: actin filament binding. Gene Ontology annotation, biological process: actin filament organization; muscle contraction. The transcript has a single exon. NCBI's taxonomy places the organism in Eukaryota, Metazoa, Chordata, Mammalia, Pilosa, Megalonychidae. Gene Ontology annotation, cellular component: actin filament. Bases 9 to 755 code for a protein of 248 amino acids. The record is from RefSeq and is a predicted model, not a curated record.
UGGGCACCAUGGCCGGGAUCACCACCAUCGAGGCGGUGAAGCGCAAGAUCCAGGUUCUACAGCAGCAGGCAGAUGAUGCUGAGGAGAGAGCUGAGCGCCUCCAGCGGGAAGUGGAAGGAGAAAGGCGGGCCCGGGAACAGGCUGAGGCUGAGGUGGCCUCCUUGAACCGUCGGAUCCAACUGGUUGAAGAGGAGCUGGACCGUGCUCAGGAGCGCCUGGCCACUGCCCUGCAAAAAUUGGAGGAAGCGGAGAAAGCUGCUGAUGAGAGUGAGAGAGGUAUGAAGGUUAUUGAAAACCGGGCUUUAAAAGAUGAAGAAAAGAUGGAACUCCAGGAAAUCCAACUCAAAGAAGCUAAACACAUUGCAGAAGAGGCAGAUCGGAAGUACGAGGAGGUGGCUCGUAAGUUGGUGAUUAUUGAAGGGGACUUGGAACGCACUGAGGAACGAGCUGAGCUGGCAGAGUCCCGUUGCCAAGAGAUGGAUGAGAAGAUCAGACUGAUGGACCAGAACCUGAAGUGUCUGAGUGCUGCUGAAGAAAAGUACUCUCAAAAAGAAGACAAAUAUGAAGAAGAGAUAAAGAUUCUUACUGAUAAACUUAAGGAGGCAGAGACUCGUGCUGAGUUUGCUGAGAGAUCAGUAGCCAAGCUGGAAAAGACAAUUGAUGAUUUGGAAGAUAAACUGAAAUGCACCAAAGAGGAGCACCUCUGUACACAAAGAAUGCUGGACCAGACUCUGCUUGACCUGAAUGAGAUGUAGAGCACCCCAGUCCCGCCCUGCCGCUGCUCCUCCCUUCACCCUGACUCCGCCUGAGGCCAGCCCGCCCGAAGCUGACCUUUAAAUUGAGGGCUGAUCUUUAACUGGAAGGCUGCUUUCUCCUCUCGCCGUACACCCAUACACCUACCCACCCAUCCCUGGCCCUGUGUCUUUUUCACCAAACUGCCUCUGCCUCUCCCAGAGAUUGCUGCUGGGCUAGGGGCUGAGCGCCUUUGGGAACAACAUUUAAGGGAAUGUGAGCACAAUGCAAGUGUCUUUAAAAGCAUGUUGUGAUGUAUACAUUUUGUAAUUACCCCCUUUUUGUUGUGGUAGCAAUCAUUUGUAAAAUGUUCCAAAUAAUUCCACAGCUCUGAAGCAGCAAUCUAAUCCCUCUCCUUUUUGGAAGGUAACUUUUCAGCUUAAUACAUAUUGCUCUCUCCAUAGAGGAGAGAAAGAGGUAUGGGCCUGCCUCACUGAGAACCGAACAUAGUCCAGGAAAAGACUCCAUUGUCAGAAACCUCAUUGCUCUAUACAAAGCACCAGCCAAACCAGAAAGGUGAUUCCAGGAGUUAGCUUAAAAAAAAAAAAAA